Messenger RNA from Leguminivora glycinivorella, 3996 nucleotides. RefSeq lists its product as uncharacterized. The record is from RefSeq and is a predicted model, not a curated record. Lineage: Eukaryota; Metazoa; Arthropoda; Insecta; Lepidoptera; Tortricidae. The transcript has 20 exons. The coding region runs from base 173 to 2962 and encodes 929 amino acids.
UCCGAUCGCAACCGCCGGCGCGCGCGUUCCAAAAUCGAACGCCAUUUCAAUUAUUUGAAUAUCGUACGCGAUUCGAAUUUUAAACGUUCCUCGAAUUGCAGUGUUUUGUGUGUGUUUGUGAUUGUGCAUUUUUUUAUUUUAUUUAAUAUCCCAGAAAUGCUACAGUGACAAAAUGGCGUCCAGGACUAAACUAGUGAUCUUAGUGCUAACCUCGUUACUAACAAGAAACCUUUGUGACAGUGACGUUUUAAAACUAUCUAUAGACGACAGCGACCUCUUAAGAGGUAGCGGGGAAGAGAAAGAGAAUCUAGAAAAAGAGAUAGAUAUAGAAGAUAAAUCGGAGUUAGAAGAGUAUACUACAACAGAAUAUGCAACGACUGAUGCGUCGUAUAUAGUUACUUUUAACGAUUUAAGAGUAGAUAGUAUAGAUACCACGGUGACAGAAGGUAUAACGGACAAUGAUGUGGUCAGUAUGACUGCGUCGGAGGAUAUUUAUAAUGGCAGUAACAUUGUUAAGGCAGAAACGACCACUUCACCCCCCACCAGAGCUACGGAGAGCAUGGAGGGGAUGUCCCACAGGGUAGCAGAGCUAUCCAGCUCUGCAGAAGAGACUAACCAGCGGAGCCCGAAGCUGACUGAGAGCGUAAGACCUGAACCCCAGCCCCGAGACCGACCAGUCUUCGACCCCUCCCCCCCAGAAGCCAUCACUCCCCGAGCUACCCUCCGAAAUUGGCUGGAAGACCCUUGGCUACGGGCACCAGCAGGUCUACUAGUGCCUUUAAGGUCUUCAGCCUUGGCUAGGGCCAGUGCGGUCUGGGACGACCUUAGCGAGGGCCUGGGGUUGAGUGACGUAGUGCUGGUCGGAUAUCAUGCUAAUGGCAUCAACUGGAGAUCUCGUCACAACCUGCAGGGCAACGGCGUCAAAAAUGGCUACACGGCUGUUUCUGAUGCAUUAAACAAGCUCUUGGUUAAGUACCAGGGACUACCGGAUACGACCGAUGGAACGAUGCAAGCCUUAAUACAGGCCACAAAACUGGUGCCAUACGACAGUGCCUUAUUUGUGCUGACUGACAAAGCACCAGGGGACCUGCAGAGGCUUCCACUGGCUGUGAGGGCCCUAGUUGAGAAGAGGUUAAAGGUGUACACAAUCUGGACGAAUCCAUCCAUGCCGGCGUAUGAAAUAGAACAGCAGAUCCGGGGUCUGAAGAACGUCUCCAAGCACACGGAAGGGGAAGUGCUGACGUACACAAUGCAAGGCUUGGACAUGGGACCAAGCGAUAUGGACGGAAGCCGCCUAGAAGUUCAGGCUCAACCGAGACAGGCCAGACUGAAUAGAAUUGAGGAAGAAGAAUUUGAGACGCUUCUAGUGCGAAGAGGCGGCGGUGGGGCUACAUCAUUAGGUAUACCAGUAGAAUAUGGAGUCUCGGCCCUGAAGAUAUUCAUCGAAGGAGAUGUGGAACACGCUGUUCUGUACCCUCCUAAUGAUGCUCCUCAAGUGGAUCUCUACAACAUGACUUCAGUGAAAGCCUUCUCUGCGGCUUCAAGGACUGAUGAGUUGUCUCCAAGGGCGGUGUACCUAGUCUUUCCUGGUGCUGACCCUCAGAACGAUGGAUUCAAAGUGCUACCAAUGAAACCAGCGGACUCGCCGUCAGCGCAAGCGGGGAUGUGGCAUCUCUCCGUUCGUUGCGACACUUGCAACUACCACCUGCGUGUGCUGGCACGGGCGUGCCUUCGCUUCCAUGCCAGUUUGAAGUCACCGGAUAUGCUGAAGAUCAGGAUCAUGGGUCCAUUGGCGAGUGUGAGAGAGUCAGCGUUAGUUGACGAGUAUGGCGCCGAAUUGACUAAGCUACCAUUUAGCUAUCAACCAAUAACUGGAGAUGGACAGGACGUUCCCCAAGAGAGUCCUAUGACGGAAUUGGAAGAAACGAUACCGCUACCCACAGUCAAGUCUGAGAGGGUCUACGUCAGGAUCCUGGGCAGAGAUAUUAGAGGGGAACCAUUUGUCCGUCUCUCGGGUCCGUUGAAUGAGCCUGAAGUGCGUAUGGGCCGUUCGGCCAAUUUGGAAACUGAUGAUUUACAGCGCGCCGAGGAAGCUAACAUCGCAUACUCUAGACUAAGGCUGGGCUAUAACGAUAGCAAUGUGCUGCCUUACAACAGAGCUACGUCCCAGGUGGUGAACCAACAGGGAACUAUUCUGACAGCCGUGCAGAUAGGUCUCAGCACGAGACUGUACGGGACACCAGGCGACAACUUACAGCUACAUUUUGAAGUGACAAACUACAGGGACCAAUCAGUGAGGUUCUCGUUCGAAGCGCGAGGCGAGCUCAUGUUUUUGAGAGGCAUCAGUCCUAAUGCACAAACGGUGCUGAGCGGCCAGACAGUCAACGUGGUCGUGCAGGUUGGAAUCACGAACACCGCUCAGCCUGGUGCAAGGGAUCUCAUCACAUUUACUGCUAUGGGCAUUGACCAAGUCUCCAUCUCAGCCUACGUGUACGUGGUGAAUACACUGAACACCGUGGACGUCUGGCCUCCAGAACUCAGGCACACUUUCCAGGGAAUGUGCAUUGGGAAGAUGGGAGAUGACUGCGCUCAGCACAUUUGGUCGACCACCAUCACGGCCAGGGAUGCUAGCUCAGGCAUCCUCCGUCUCACUUCAACGCCCAUUGGCCUAGUGUACGACAGUAAUUUUAUAUCCGGGACCAGGGAGGAGAUCAGAGCCAUCUAUCGGGCGACAUGUUGCGCACCCAGAUUGUCGGUCACGGCCGUGGACGCUAACGGGAAUGUCAAUAGCUACAUCAUUGAUAUCAGUGGCUACCUGAACGCAGCGUCCAUAGCAGCAAUAACACUGGGCAUAUUCCUGUUCAUCGCCAUCAUAGCCCUCAUAAUAUUCCUUAUCUCCUGGUGCGUGAGGAGACGGAAGGAGUCAAGGGAGCUGCCGUAUUCUACGUCUACCAGAAAUUAAAUAUAAGUUUAUUUUGACAGAGGAGUCUCUUUAACCCUUGACGCAUAAAGUGUACAAAUGACUUUUGUUUACCGCAAAAUCACGAGCAGAAAUAAGAUUAAAUUGAAAACGUCGCUUAAGAAGACAAUUUUUGACGGCAGCGAUAGCAAGGCCUACGGUUUAACUCGAUUUGCUUUUCGUAUGUCCCGAUGUAUUGCUCUAUCUACGGGUCGCAAUUCUCAACCGAUUCUCGUGAAAUUCUAUGACCUUACUCUUUGAUUAAAUAAAAAAAAUUGUCGAUCCAGUUUUUGUAAGUUUCGUAAAGUGCAAAAAAAUGCCAUUAAGGACUUAAGCGCCAAUAGCAUUUAUGGCGCUAAGUCUUAAAACUAUCGUGACUUGAACUUGACUCACUUUUGCGUUUUCUAUUAAAAGAAUGAAGCGGAGGUCUACAGCUCAGAGCUACUACUUUAAUCAGGUUUUAAAACAGUUUUUUUAAUGUUAACUUGACUUGCUAGCUCAAUAUACGUGGUCGAUUGUACCGAAACUUUGCGCAUUCCUACAAUGACAGGAGGUUCAAAUAAAGCGCUGAAAUUGCACUCAAAUUAGUCCAUCCGAUUUUCGGGAGAGGCGUACCAUCGAGGCGGACCGUAUGCCUGUUUGCAGUUAGUAUAAAAAAAGAUCUACUUGAACCUUUUAACACAUCUUUGGCGUUAAGGGUUUAUAUAUGAGAGGAUUAAAAAAAAUCUAUUUUUAAGUCUUACACUUUUACAAUAACUGUCAAGUUAAGACCUUAAGUCAAGUAAUAGAUAUUCGAGUUAUUUUUAUACGGAAAACAUUGUGAUGACAAAGUAGGUUAAGGCACAAGAUGUGUUUAAAUAUAUUUUUUAUAAGUUACCUAUACGUAAAUUAAGUAAGUAAAGAGUCAGAAAUGUAUUUUACAUUUAAAAUCUGUCAAUAUAUUGAUAUAGACUAACAUGCACUCAUAAUUUUAGAACAAAACGGGACUUAAUCGCGUAAACACUUACAUUUAUAUUUUGCCCGACGUUUCGAACAUC